GCCAGUAUUUUAUGAACGCCGGUUCUUUUGGGGUCGGGUCCAGCGCUCAAUAUUUCAGAGAAAGCCGUCAAUGGGAGAGGGCAGAUACGAUUAGAGGAGAAAGUGGAGGAAAAACUGGAAGCCACAAAGGAGAGAGACACUUUCUCGAGAAACAAACGGAGAAAAGAAAAUACCGAUAUGGACGAAGAUCAUGGUAGUAGUGGGAUUAGUAGCGGUGUCUUGGAAACGGCAAAGGCUGAUAGAUCGGUGUGGUUGAUGAAGUGUCCGUUAGUAGUAGCGAAGUCAUGGCAGAGUCAGCCCUCUUCGUCAGAUUCUCAUCCUCUUUCUAAGGUCGUUCUAUCCCUCGAUCCUCUCCGCUCCGAGGAUCCCUCCGCUUUACAGUUCACUAUGGAGAUGGCUGGCAGUGAGACUAGCAAUAUACCUAAGAGUUAUAUUCUUAACAUGUCUAAAGACUUUGUUCCUAUGUCUGUCUUCUCUGAAACAAGUCAAGGAAAGGUUGCAAUGGAAGGGAAAGUGGAACAUAAAUUUGACAUGAAGCCCCAUGAGGAAAACAUUGAGGAGUAUGGAAGAUUAUGCCGUGAAAGAACAAAUAAGUCCAUGAUUAAAAAUAGGCAAAUACAGGUGAUUGAUAAUGACCGAGGAGUGCACAUGAGACCCAUGCCUGGAAUGAUUGGCUUGAUUUCAUCCAACUCAAAGGAUAAGAAGAAAACAGCGCCAGUUAAACAGUCAGACAUGAAGAGAACCAGGAGGGAUCGUGGGGAAUUGGAGGAUAUCAUGUUCAAGCUGUUUGAAAGACAACCUAAUUGGGCCUUGAAGCAACUUGUACAAGAAACUGAUCAACCUGCGCAAUUCUUGAAGGAGAUUCUGAAUGAGCUGUGUGUGUACAACAAGCGAGGAACAAAUCAAGGAACUUAUGAGCUGAAGCCAGAAUAUAAGAAAUCUGCAGAGGAUACGGGUGCUGACUAAAAAGUGAUAUUGUUGAAGUGUAUGAUUCUAACUUUUUUAUUUUUGUUUACAAGACGGAAGUUAGCUAGUAAGAACCUUGAGAGAGAGAGAGCGAGAGAAGAGAGAGAUAGAGA
Molecule: messenger RNA, 1079 nt
Organism: Manihot esculenta (cassava)
Lineage: Eukaryota; Viridiplantae; Streptophyta; Magnoliopsida; Malpighiales; Euphorbiaceae
Product: transcription initiation factor IIF subunit beta
Exons: 7
Coding region: 178-966 (262 amino acids)
Biological process (GO): transcription by RNA polymerase II; transcription initiation at RNA polymerase II promoter
Cellular component (GO): transcription factor TFIIF complex
Source: RefSeq, a predicted model, not a curated record